Lucilia cuprina (Australian sheep blowfly) is the source of this 2662-nucleotide messenger RNA. It is a transcript of the gene Ypel, whose product is annotated as protein yippee-like. The record is from RefSeq and is a predicted model, not a curated record. The transcript has 5 exons. NCBI's taxonomy places the organism in Eukaryota, Metazoa, Arthropoda, Insecta, Diptera, Calliphoridae. The coding region runs from base 1670 to 2014 and encodes 114 amino acids.
UUUCAAACAUCAACCAUCCGUGGUCAUUAUGUGUUAAAGUGAUUUGUUGUGUGUUUUCAAAUUGAGAAAAAAUAAGAACGAAUGAGAAGAAAAAAAUUGUAAAAUUGUGCUUGACGUUGAGUUCUUGGCUUGUGUAAUGUAAAUUUUUAUAAAAUUAAAACAGGAAAUUAAAUGAAAAUUUUUAAAAAAAUAAACAUGCCAACGAAAAAUGAACAAAAAUAUUGCAAAAAGUGAAAAAUUCUAGAAGGAUACCAAGAAAGUCCAAGCUCAGCACAACAAAAAAUAUACAUUUUUUUGUUUCAAACAAAGUAAACUGCGUAAUUAUUGCUAAAGUAAAAUAUUGUAAAAGAAAAUUUACUUUUAAAGGGAAAUUCCAAGUGGAAAAUUCAAAUUGAUAAGGAAAUUCAAUAUUUAAACAGUGCAGGAGAGUGAAAAUGAGAUACUGAGAAAAACAAAAUACACCAAGCAUUUUUUAUAUUAAACAGCAAAAAAAAAAAAAAAACACAAAUAAUCAGUUUAUUGUGGUUUAUUGUUGUACUUUGGAAGUGGAACGACGACUGUAAAAUCUAAUAUACAAAUAUACAAAGACAUAUUUUUGUUGAUGGUAUUUUAAGUUUAUUUAAGGAGUUGAUUUCAACAAACACUUCCAUAGCUCAUACCAUCAUAUAGAUAGAUACUAAGCAACCAACCAUUCAACCAAGUUACCAUCACUAUCAACACCACCACCAACCACGAACACUACCAACCAACCAAUAUCAAUAUCACAGCGCACUAGAGCGAAAUCAUCAUUUUGUUUUAUUACAAAAACUAGCGGCAGACGGUUAUUUACCCUUUUAUGAAAAAAAAAAAACUAAAAAUAUAAAAAAAUUGUACAAGCUGUAAAACGAAACGAUCUUUAGUAAAAAAAUACAACAUAAAGAAAUACGCUGACAGCAAAAAAAAUCUGAUUCUCAGACUUGAUGGUAAAUGGCUUAACACUAUAGUAAACAUUUGCAAACAUUCUUGUUAAAAUUUAUGGAACAAUUUUUGUCAGACGGUAAAAAAAGCUGCUGCUGUUGGACAAAGAAAAUAAACUAGAGUUAAAACAGCUGCAACUACAGCAACAAUAAUAAGUACAACACACGACAGUCUACAGCAACAAGAGUGGGUGCAGUUAUAGACCAGACUAUAGAAACAAUCCCAUCAACAAUUAUCAGCAAUUUGUAUAAUGUUUGCAUUGUAUUUUAACUAGAAAAAAGAUAUUAAACGACUACAUCAACAAUAAUAACAAUAAUAGUAUCUCCAACUGAUUGUGAGUAAUACUAUAGACAACAACAACACAUUGCUGCCAUUUAAUAUAAAAAAAAUAAAGAAGCAACAACAAUAGCAGCAAUUGCAACAACACAAGUAUUAUUAAAAAAAUAAACAUUUAAACGUAAUAAAGCAAAAAAUAAAUUAAAAAAAGAAACGUGCUAAAAACAGCUGUUACGGUUUUCAACGCCACCGCCGGACCGACUCUGCUGCUGUCAUUACAUUUUGCAGGAGUGUGUAUGAACCUAAAGUAAACAUAUAUAUUCAAAGUUUUUUAACGUGCUAAAAAUUAAUUUGCAAGUGAAAGAAACAUUUUCUUAAAUAAACAAAGACUUUUACAAAAGAAAACAAUAACAGCAACUAAAAAGCAAACAACAACAUGGUUAAAACAUUUCAAUCUUAUUUACCGUCCACCAAUCGGACCUACUCAUGUGUUCACUGUCGAGCUCAUUUAGCCUCACACGAUGAGCUUAUCUCAAAAUCAUUUCAGGGUAGUCAAGGACCAGCCUAUCUCUUUAAUUCUGUAGUUAAUGUGGCCUGUGGUCAGACAGAAGAAAGAGUACUGCUUACCGGACUGCAUGCAGUCGCUGACAUCUAUUGUGAGUGCUGUAAAACACCGUUGGGUUGGAAAUAUGAACAUGCCUAUGAAUCGAGUCAAAAAUAUAAAGAGGGUAAAUACAUCAUAGAAUUAGCACAUAUGAUUAAGGAAAAUGGCUGGGAUUGAACGUAGUGAAUUGUAAAUAGAAAAAAAGUUUGAUACUUUUAAGAAAAAAAGGCAAAGAACUACUACUGAGCUACGGUGAGACGUGAUAAAAUUUUUAUAUAUGACAGCAAGAAAAAAAUACUACUUUCUUUUUUGUUGAGCUGCUGGUCCUAAGGGAGAAAUAGUGGCUGGGAGUUUAGUUUACGCGUAAUCUAUAAGAACAUCAUCAUCAGCAACAACAAUAUAAAUAUUUUAAACAAAUACGUAUUAUUACAAAAAAAAAAAAAAAAAAAAACACAAAUCAUGCAUGGGACUUAUAAGUCUGAUCACAACUGAAGAAGAGUAAAAGCACAAAUGCAUUCUGUGUAUUGGGCCAAAAAUGAAGAUUUGUUUUGCAAAUAUGUAUCUUGGUUUAAAAACGAGGUUUGAUUUAAGUGUGGCUAUUUGUGUGUUUUACUACUUUAUAUACAUAUAUGUACGAGUAUUUUAUAAGUAGCUAUAAUUUUAAUGAAAAAAACAAAAUAUGAAAAUAUAUAAAAUUCUAGUUAAUUUUUAAUUAAUACUAAAGAUGUAAAGAGCAUUAACUUAGAAACACAACAUUUAGUUAAAAAUUUUCAAUAACAACAACAUCACCCACCUAAAAAAGAAAAAAAAAAAAAACAACACAAA